AUGGCCUCGCGGUAUAGUCACGGUGUUCAGCGAGUUUUAGCAAAAUUAGAAGCGUCCAUAAAUUCGGGAAAUUAUUAUGAGGCUCAUCAAAUGUAUAGAACUUUAUAUUUUAGAUAUCUUGGACAGAAAAAGUAUUCGGAACUUUUGGACUUACUAUAUAAUGGUUCUACAAUUUUAUUACAGCAUGAACAAUAUGCCAGUGGAGCAGAUUUAGGAAUUUUAUUUGUAAAUGUAUUAACACAAUCAGGGACAGAACCUUCUCAAAAUUAUUUUGAAAAAAUUAGAAGCUUGUUUAGUUUAAUGAACCCUUCCUCACCUGAAAGAGAUACAUUUGUGCAAUCUGCCCUUCGAUGGAGUAUAAAGAAUACAGAAUAUAAGACAGGUCAUCCUGAUUUACAUCAAAAGGUAGCACAAGUGUUUUGGAGAGAAAAAAACUAUAUAAUGGCAAGACAACAUUUCAUACAUAGCAGAGAUGGUUCUGGAUGUGCUGCAAUGCUUGUAGAACUUCAUGAACAACGUGGCUAUACAAAUGAAAUAGAUCUUUUUAUUGCUCAGGCAGUUUUACAAUAUCUAUGCUUAAAAAAUAAAGCAACUGCACAGGAAGUUUUUAAUUCUUAUAUUUCACGACAUCCAAAAAUAAACAGUGAUCCACCGUAUCUUCUUCCUUUACUGAAUUUUUUAUUCUUUUUAUUAAAAACAAUCGAUGGUGGUAAACUCGCUGUGUUCACAGUACUCUGUGAACAGUAUCAAAUAUCUCUAAACAGAGACCCAUGUUAUCGACAGUACUUAGAUAAAAUAGGACAAUUGUUUUUCGAUAUCCCAUCUCCGCGUCCACGCAUUCAAGGAGUAUUCGGUUCUCUUUUACAAUCUUUUUUUAAUGAUCUUGAGGAUGAAGAUUCAGAUGAUGAACACAGAAAUACAGCUUCAACUUCACACACAGCACAAGAACUUGACUGA
This is a messenger RNA of Dufourea novaeangliae, 957 nucleotides long. RefSeq names its product Golgi to ER traffic protein 4 homolog. The record is from RefSeq and is a predicted model, not a curated record. Gene Ontology annotation, molecular function: protein binding. NCBI's taxonomy places the organism in Eukaryota, Metazoa, Arthropoda, Insecta, Hymenoptera, Halictidae. The transcript is spliced from 6 exons. Gene Ontology annotation, biological process: protein insertion into ER membrane. Bases 1 to 957 code for a protein of 318 amino acids. Gene Ontology annotation, cellular component: cytosol; BAT3 complex.